UUCUUCGAAACCAAUUAGAUUGAAUUCGUCCUUAGAACCAUAAGUUCCGGUUUAAAUAAACCGGAAUUACCCAUUCCUAAAUUUCCGUCCAACGCCAACGGUAACGAAAUCGCACAAGUGUCGAAGCUACAGGAUCACACAACAGAAAGAGAAAGAUGACGUCACCGAGUCACACCCCAAAUCGCGGCGGCGAAUCGGUCGAGACUCAGUCCCCUGAGCUCAGGAAAGAUCCGGUGACUAACCGCUGGGUCAUAUUCUCUCCCGCCAGAGCCAAGAGACCGACUGAUUUCAAAUCGAAAUCUCCAAACAACCCUAACCCCAAACCUUCCUCGUGCCCCUUUUGCAUCGGCCGUGAGCAAGAGUGUGCGCCGGAGAUAUUUCGAGUGCCGGAUCAUGACCCGAAUUGGAAACUCCGGGUCAUCGAGAAUCUAUACCCGGCUUUAAGCAGGAAUCUCGAGACCCAAUCGACGCAAAACGAGACGACGAGGACGGCUACGGUUCGGACUAUACCCGGAUUCGGGUUCCACGACGUGGUGAUCGAAUCUCCUGUUCACUCGAUUGAGCUCUCCGAUUUAGAUCCGGUUUGUAUCGGCGAGGUCUUGAUCUCGUAUAAGAAGAGGAUCCAACAGAUCACGCAACACGAUUCCAUCAAUUACAUUCAGGUAUUCAAGAACCAUGGUGCGUCAGCUGGAGCAUCAAUGAGUCACUCCCACAGUCAGAUCAUGGCUCUACCAGUUGUUCCUCCAACAGUUUCUUCACGCCUUGAUGGUACUAAGGAAUAUUUCAACGAGACUGGGAAAUGUUGUCUAUGUGAAGCUAAAGCAAGACACUUUGUGAUUGAUGAGUCUUCUCAUUUUGUUUCCGUUGCUCCUUUCGCUGCUACGUAUCCUUUUGAGGUUUGGAUUGUUCCCAAGGAUCAUUUUUCCCACUUCCAUUAUCUCGAUGACGUUAAGGCUGUUGACCUUGGAGGACUUCUGAAACUCAUGCUUCAGAAGAUAGCUAAGCAGCUAAACGAUCCGCCGUAUAAUUAUAUGAUCCACACUUCCCCCAUCAAGGUCACAGAAUCACAGUUACGUUAUACACACUGGUUCUUACAGAUUGUACCUCAGCUUUCUGGGGUUGGUGGGUUUGAGAUUGGCACAGGGUGUUACAUAAAUCCAGUUUUCCCGGAGGAUGUAGCAAAGGUUUUGCGGGAAGUAACCCUUACUUGAACCCCGGUUUGAUAUCUGAUUGUGGAGUUAUUUGCACGAUGUGAAGGUCUUCAAUUCAUCGUUUUUGUUUCUUCUAUUGAAGAGGGAGAUGUUUCAGUUUGAUUCAAAUAACACUGAUGUAGACAAUUUAUGUAGUUCUGUUGUAGAAGAAUAUUCUAUACCCAUGUUGUGUUCUUCUUUACUUCUAGUUCAUAUCAUUGCAAUAAGAAGUUCCUUUGAUUCUCUU
Molecule: messenger RNA, 1437 nt
Organism: Camelina sativa (false flax)
Lineage: Eukaryota; Viridiplantae; Streptophyta; Magnoliopsida; Brassicales; Brassicaceae
Product: ADP-glucose phosphorylase
Biological process (GO): galactose metabolic process
Molecular function (GO): UDP-glucose:hexose-1-phosphate uridylyltransferase activity
Source: RefSeq, a predicted model, not a curated record